This is a messenger RNA of Brassica napus (rape), 1742 nucleotides long. RefSeq names its product NAC domain-containing protein 37-like. Gene Ontology annotation, molecular function: DNA binding. The transcript is spliced from 4 exons. The coding region runs from base 190 to 1275 and encodes 361 amino acids. Gene Ontology annotation, biological process: regulation of DNA-templated transcription. The record is from RefSeq and is a predicted model, not a curated record. NCBI's taxonomy places the organism in Eukaryota, Viridiplantae, Streptophyta, Magnoliopsida, Brassicales, Brassicaceae.
CCAAAUUGGAUCGUCUUUCUCAUUAAUUCACCUUCUACGUCGUCCGCUCUUCACUUCUUCUCUUUAAUGUCUCACAUAGUUUCUUAGUUAUUGUGCAGAAGAUUUCUAGUGUAACCCUAAUAUAUCAACAAAGGGACUUGAAGAACAUAUUCAUAUAUAUAGCCUCUACUUACGCGAACAAUAUAGUCAAUGGAAUCUUGUAGCGUUCCUCCGGGAUUUAGGUUCCAUCCGACGGACGAAGAGCUUGUCGGGUACUAUCUAAGGAAGAAAGUCGCAUCGCAAAAGAUCGAUCUCGAUGUCAUUAGAGACAUCGAUCUCUACAAAAUUGAACCAUGGGAUCUACAAGAGCGAUGUCGAAUCGGGUAUGAGGAACAGAAUGAAUGGUACUUUUUUAGUCACAAAGACAAGAAAUAUCCAACGGGGACAAGGACUAAUAGAGCGACCAUGACUGGAUUUUGGAAAGCCACGGGAAGAGACAAAGCUGUUUAUGACAAAACAAAACUGAUUGGGAUGAGGAAAACACUUGUGUUCUACAAAGGACGUGCUCCUAAUGGCCAAAAAUCCGAUUGGAUUAUCCAUGAGUACCGGCUCGAGUCAGAUGAGAACGCACCGCCGCAGGAAGAAGGGUGGGUCGUCUGUAGAGCGUUUAAGAAAAGAGCAACAGGGCAAACUAAAAACACGGAAACUUGGAGCUCCAGUUACUUUUACGAUGAAGCCGUGUCAAGUGGAGUUAACUCAAUUAUAGACCCCAUUGAGUACAUAUCUAAUCAGAAACAUGACAUUUACGGAAAAGGUUUUAUGUGUAAGCAAGAGAUAGAAGGAAUGGUUGAUGAUCUAAACUAUAUGCAGUCAUAUCAUCAAUUCAUUCAGCUUCCACAACUCCAAAGCCCUUCUCUCCCGGUGAUGAAAAGGCCAUCUAGCUCGAUGUCUAUAUCAUCAAUGGAUAACAAUAGUAACUACAUAACCUCAUUGGAUGAUGAAGCAAGCUUUGAGUCAGUUAUAAGCGGAGAGAAUAAGAGAAAGAAUACGAAGAAGCAAGUAAAGAUGAUAGGAGAUUGGAGAGAGCUAGACAAGUUUGUUGCUUCCCAACUCAUUAGCCAAGAUAAUGGAACUUCAGAUUAUGUUGGUCAUCAUAUAAAUCAUGAAGAUAUGGAGAUGGAUUCUUCGUUGUUGUUGAACGAGAGAGACGAAGAGAACAGGUUCGUUAGUGAGUUAUUGAAUUCAAACACGGAUUAUGAUAGUGGGAUUGCGUAUUUGAUGAAUGAAACUAUAUAAGUGUCAUGUGAGAUUUGUUGGUCCGUUUGUCUUAUACAUUAUCAUUCAUAUGCAAAUUCAUAUAUGUUUAUAUGAAAAUAUGCUUCAGGGUACGUUGUGAAUACGUACUAUAUAUUUAUAUUCGAGUUUGAGUGUUUAGGUUAGAGUUACCAUUACCUUAUGAUGUUAUGAAUUAUUUAUAAUUUUUAGUAUAGAGAUGAUCAGUAAAGCGGUAGUUAAUUAAUAAUCAAGAAAGAUAAUAAUUGGUUUUUUUAUAAGAUUAUAAUGGGGCCAGGAGAUGUCGAGCGUGCGGUGUGCACAACGGGGUCCGUUGGGCAUGCUUUGUCGUCCACAAACAGUAGUACUUAACGAGACUUUGGGAGGAAGAGUCUUCCUUUACAUAAUUUUAAAACUUUAUUUCUAUUUCGUGUAUCAUAUGAAACAUUUUUGUUCUUUAUUCAAAUGGUAAAGUUGCUAUAUAGCAUGAA